Nerophis lumbriciformis (worm pipefish) is the source of this 501-nucleotide messenger RNA. The record is from RefSeq and is a predicted model, not a curated record. Lineage: Eukaryota; Metazoa; Chordata; Actinopteri; Syngnathiformes; Syngnathidae.
GUCAUGCAUCGUGAAUGUCCACUUGACUGCAAAGUCUAUGUUGGAAACUUGGGCAGCAAUGGAAACAAGACCGAGUUGGAAAGGUCCUUCAGUUACUAUGGGCCUCUCCGCAGUGUGUGGGUGGCGAGGAACCCCCCAGGUUUUGCCUUUGUAGAAUUUGAAGACCCCAGGGAUGCGACCGAUGCUGUGCGAGAGCUUGAUGGGAGAACAUUGUGCGGUUGCCGUGUACGGGUAGAGCUGUCCAACGGGGAGAAACGCAGUCGCAGCCGCGGUGCCCCGCCGUCAUGGAGCAGGCGCCCCCGAGACAGAGAUGAUUACAGGCGGCGUAGUCCACCACUGAGGCGAAGAUCUCCACGCAGGAGGAGCUUCAGCCGUAGCCGCAGCAGGUCAUUCUCUAGAGAUAGGAGGAGGGAGCGUUCCCUCUCCCGGGACAGGAACCACAAACCUUCAAGAUCUUUCUCUCGGUCUAGGAGCCGCUCCAGAUCAAAUGACAGAAAGUAG